Molecule: messenger RNA, 1899 nt
Organism: Penicillium verhagenii
Lineage: Eukaryota; Fungi; Ascomycota; Eurotiomycetes; Eurotiales; Aspergillaceae
Exons: 3
Coding region: 1-1899 (632 amino acids)
Source: RefSeq, a predicted model, not a curated record
AUGGCGACUGGAUUUUCGGCAACACCGCGGAAAGAAGGGACAUGGACGAAAUUGGUUAUAUUCGCUGCUAUCUAUUGCCUGAUUCUGGAAUCAGUCCUUCAGAUGGCGCUGGUGCUAUAUCUUUAUGGUAACGCGACAGUUGACUCGAAGAUGACUACAAGCCUGAUCUUGGCUUUGGUAUCGUCUAUUCUUUCGAUUCCAUUGAUCUCACUUCAGAGCCUGGUCGCCUGGCAGUACAACAAUAUUGGAGGAUUCGGAGAGCAGAAAACCGUUUUGCAUAACGUGUGCACCUAUGUACUCAGAAUCGAUCUCAUGAUGUGGCUAGCAACCAGUGUCUCUGGUCUGGUGGUCGCCGCUCAGCAAGUGUACUGUCUACCUGAAGGAACACACGACACAUUCUGGCGGGUCGGUGCCAGCUGCGCGUUUCAUCGAGCUACCGUUAUUGUGUCUGUCGUGUCACUAGUCACUGUGUGCACUAUGUACUGCGCGAGGGAACUUUGUGAUCGACCAUAUGAUGUGUCUAUCAUUGGAAUCUACCGACGACAAAUGACAGUGAAAAACGGCAGCAUCAUCUCUGGUAACAGCUGGGAUAGUGACGAGACUCUCAGAAAUGAGAUCUUGAAUCUUUGUCGUCAACACGAUGGAAAAGCCGGUGGAGAGCCAUGGUCUGUGGAUCCGCUGGCCAACAAAGUCAGAUGUCAUCCCAGUAUCAGACACCCUGCUCCUGUUCGUCUGCGACCACAACUCCGAGUCAACACUGACCCGGGCUCAGAAUACGGCGAAAUCACAUCCGGAACCACGAUCUCGCCAGAUGAUACCUUGCCUGGUGCAUCACCGGGUGCUCAGACACUGACAAGUGAUUUCUUUCCUAUAUCGCGAACAUCGACUGUCAUGACUUCCCAAACCACAGGCGAAUCCCGAAAUCUGCUUUCAGGCUUUCUUGCUCCCAGGGUUCCAGCUAUCCCCAAACAGUAUACGAACCACAAACGGGGAAAGUCGUCUUUGUCAUCCUUGAAACGCUUCUUCCCCAAGACAUUCAAUAUAUCGCUUCCCUUAUCCUCGGAUCCCCAGAUUCGCGCCUUAGCAGACCCCAAUGCUGCCUCAGACGUCGAGAAACAAGUCGUGGAACCUUCAAUGAACAGCGGACCUCCAGAGCUCCCGCAACUGUCAUCUCCAUACAGCGAAGCCAAAUCCCCAGUAAACAGCACCAAUGAAUCGACACCCAUAAGACCCGAAGGUCACGUCCGAACGAUGACAAUGAACUCCGCCGAUGCCCCGGAAGUCGUGGUGCAAAAGCCCGAGCCCGUCAAGGUCCGCCGCUCCCAAACAGCAGCAGCAGGCUUCGCACCUACCCAAAUCUCCAUCCAUCAUCCACACCACCCAAACUACAUUCCCGCCCAAAGAAUGCCAUCAUCCAAAUCCAACCCCCAGAAGUACUCCGCAUCAUGCAGACAAAAUGCCGCCAUGCACCCUCUCCACGUCGCACCCAUUAGACGCACCAAAUCCCGCCAGACAAAUCCUCUGCCUCAUCCCGUCCGCAGCACAACCUACCAAUUCGACCAUCCUAUUCCCCGCCACACUCAGAGCCAGUAUCAUCCACAAUACAUCGCUCCUCCAGCUCGCUGGGCGAGUCUUCAUGCCUUUGAUCCCAACCAUGUCAUGGGUGUCCCGCGCAGGAAUGAUGUCGAGGUUAUUUACCCUAGUACUCGGAGGUCGCGCAGUAAUACACUUGGAGGACCGAGUGGGCCUUUGAGUUGUAUUCUCGAGACAAGCUCUACGCCGCGUGCUUCGGUCGAUGACAUGCGGAGGGUUGCUAGUGCUGGGACGCCUGAGACGCGCAAUGUCAUAGAUGGGAUGACUUAUCGCGGUGCUAAUAGGACUAGUUUGAGUUUUUACUAG